AUGGGCUGCGGAAACUCGAAGGUUGAUGAAGACGACCAGACAUCUUCAGAAGAAGACAGCUAUGGUGGAGCCUUGCAAAAUGGCUUCGGGCCCCUUGAUUGGGGCAUUUCCACCGAGCAGGUUGAAGAGGUAAUGAGAGACAAGCGAUGCAUCACCAAGACUGUCAUGAACAUCACCGACACAGGCAGCUCCACAAUGCGAAACAUUGUGGACAAGAUUGUUGUCCCCGCGACAGCCAGCACUGGCACUGGAUAUGCUCUGUACCUGAACAAGAGCGAACCGUUGAAGGCCAAGGUAAUGGUGUCUCAUGCCUGGGACGAAUACUACCGAGACUUCGCGCUGGCCUUGCAGAAGGCAGGAAGGCCUGGACCAUUCUGGAUUUGCGCAUUUGCCAUCUACCAGCCAGAAGACAUCCCAGAACUGACCAUUGCAAAGCAACUUGGUCCUGAUCCAUCGCGAGGGCCUUUCUCUGCUGUGUUGAAGUCAGCGGACGCCAUGCUUUGCAUCGUGACAACGUCCUGCGACAUCUAUGCGAGGAUGUGGUGCGUUUUCGAGAUGUACACCGCCCUGCAAGUAGGAGUUCCGGUGCAGAUGUUUGCCUUUGCCAUCUCGCCGGCAGGGAUGCCUGGUAUCCGUGCUGGAGAAUUGACUAACGACCCCAUCAAAGAUACUUGCGAAAAGGCCAUUGACACGAAGUCAGCCCGUUGCGGUCACCCAUCGCAACCACAAAAUGAUGAUGAGAAGGCGAUUCGGAAGAAUAUCGAGGCAAUGCCCGGAAGCUACACAACUCUUGACGAAGCCAUUGAGCUCGCCAGGCUGCAAUACCUCAAGGAUACCUUGAAUUCUCAAGACUUGCAGGAUCGUGCUGCAAUGUUGAAGGGUAGGCCUUUCACUGAAGACCCCAGGGAGGUGUACCAGCAGGCUAUCAGCACAGUGGAGGCUCGAUUUUGUGGCACGCUGCGACCAUAG
Messenger RNA from Symbiodinium natans, 969 nucleotides. The record is from the annotation of a GenBank genome assembly. Lineage: Eukaryota; Dinophyceae; Suessiales; Symbiodiniaceae.